Penicillium hordei is the source of this 2388-nucleotide messenger RNA. Its product is annotated as RNA lariat debranching enzyme. Lineage: Eukaryota; Fungi; Ascomycota; Eurotiomycetes; Eurotiales; Aspergillaceae. Gene Ontology annotation, molecular function: RNA lariat debranching enzyme activity. Gene Ontology annotation, biological process: mRNA splicing, via spliceosome. Bases 1 to 2388 code for a protein of 795 amino acids. The record is from RefSeq and is a predicted model, not a curated record. The transcript is spliced from 4 exons. Gene Ontology annotation, cellular component: nucleus.
AUGGCACCAGUACGCAUUGCCGUGGAAGGCUGCGGUCAUGGCAGUCUCAAUGACAUCUAUGGGACUGUUGAUCGCAAAGCCACUGAGAAAGGCUGGGACUCUGUUGAUCUUGUCAUCAUUGGUGGAGAUUUCCAGGCUUUGCGUAACGCCAAUGAUGCGACUUGUCUUUCGGUUCCCGACAAGUUCAAGCAAAUCGGUGAUUUUCACGAGUACUACAGUGGUGCCCGUACUGCUCCUUACUUGACACUGUUCAUCGGAGGUAAUCAUGAGGCAAGCAAUUACCUUUCCGAGCUCUAUUACGGCGGUUGGGUGGCCCCCAACAUCUACUUCAUGGGAGCAGCCAACAUCGUCCGCUUUGGACCUCUCCGAAUCUCGGGAAUGUCGGGCAUCUGGAAAGGUUACGACUACCGGAAGCCCCACUAUGAACGACUACCCUAUAGUAGGGAUGAUGUUUCUUCGAUCUACCACAUCCGGGAGGUGGAUGUCCGCAAGUUGCUGCAAGUGCGCACCCAGAUCGACAUCGGCCUGUCCCACGAUUGGCCAAAGGGCGUUGAGAAGCUUGGAGACUUUGGAACGCUGUUUCGCAAGAAGUCAGGCUUCAAAGCUGACUCCGAUGCUGGAAAGCUCGGAAGUGUCGCUGCACGUCAAGCUCUGAAUCAUCUACGCCCUGCCUAUUGGCUUUCGGCCCAUUUGCACGUACGCUACACUGCCAAUGUGCCCCAUGACCCACCUCGUGCGGAUUCCACUUCAUUGACUCCCCCCAAUCCUGAUGAUCCUGCCUCGGAUACAAACAAUGAGGCUCCGAUUCCACGCAGUGAUGUCAACACCAACACCCUUGCUGGCCACCACUUGCUUGGUACUGCUACUGGAGAUGAGCAAUCUCGCAUUAAGGCUUGGAAUGAAUUCGGAGAUAAAGCCCGACGGGCUGAGAAAGAGAAGCGUGACCAAGAUGAGUUCAUGCGUAUGGUCAGGGCGAGACAGCCGAAAGCUCCACGCAACAUUACUUUCACCGAAACUGCCAAGAUUGGAGGUGGUCCCAUUCAGACAUUCGUACGUGGCGCGGAUGGAGAAAAAGUCGAAUCCGUCCCCAUCGAUGGCGAGAACAUCGAAAGCGUCGACAAAGUCAGCCAGGGAAUCAACCCUAUGAAUGCCUCUUCUGAGGAGGCGGUUUUCAAGCAGGAUAUAUUGUUUGCUGGGUCAACCGAAGAUAUCCAGACUACCAAGCAUGUCAAGACGACCCAGGACGUCAAGACAAGUAAUGAUGUCGCGGAUAACAUUGACAAAAUCAGUAUUUCUACGAGCCCCAGCAGCGCCGCAAGCGUGAAGUCUCCCCCGGCUGAGAAGGCUCUUCCCAAAGCCGACAUUUCUCUUAAUUGGGCUGAUGAUUGCUCUCCUGACCCCUGGUGGAGCGAUGGUGUGGAUGAUCGAGUUCGCGAAGUGGAAUUCGAGCUCCCAACCAGCCUUGAGAAGUCGUGUGUACCCAAGGCUGCCGUGAAUAACCCAAGUUCCGAGCUUCUUCCGCCCCCGGAGAUGAUCAAGAACCUUGUGACUCAGUUCCUGACCUUGGACAAACCACAUAAUCAUGAUGACUUUGUUGAACUACUCGAGAUUGAGCCAGUCUCUGAACAUGAUGGUUCCGCGAUGGAGUCUCCUCUGCGACUCAUGUACGACAAGGAGUGGCUGGCGAUCACUCGUGCCUUUGCUGACGAGCUCGAGUUUGGUGGAAACCCCAAAGGCAGUGUCCCUGCUCAUAAGGGGUAUGAAUUCUACCAACAGCGCAUUUCUGAGGAGGAAGAAUGGGUUCACGAGAACGUUGUUAACGCUGGAUUGUUGAACAUUCCAACUGACUUUGUCCCGACUGCCCCUGUCUAUGACCCUCAGGUUUCGAUCAACACACGGGAGCAGCCGAAAGAGUACACCAACCCGCAGACCUCUGCAUUCUGCAACCUGAUCGGGAUCGAGAACAAGUUUGACAUGAGCGAGGAAGAACGGCAGGCUCGCAUGGAAGCUGGUCCACGCCCCGAUGAACCUCGUCAGCACUUCCAGGGCAACCGCGGUGGACGUGGUGGACGCGGCCGUGGUGGACGCAGUCGUGGUGGUCGUGGCGGACGUGGUCCUGGGCGCGGCGGUUACAGUGGUCGUGGCGGGCGUGGCAACUCAGGCCCGUCAACCCAGAACGCUGGCGCCUGUAUUUCUGCCCACACGAGAUUAGCGGGGAAAAAUAUAAUGGAGACUGGGAAAACAGAAACAAAAAAAGGAAGUGCAUCAUCCGUGAAUCGAACACGGGCCUCGUCGAUGGCAACGACGAAUUCUACCACUAGACCAAUGAUGCUGAGGAACCAAGUGAAUGUGAAAGCUGAUUCGUUGGUGAUAUUUCGUGGUCCGUAG